CCGUAAACCCAACAAAGCGUCUGAGAACGGAGCCACUAUCCUCAGAGACUGCGCGUCACGUCAGUGGAUAUGUGUUUUUUCGUGAGGAUGUUUUUCACACUGCUUGAUACAAUAUUGCAUCGCGUCUCGUUUUAGAAGAAGGGUGCAUUGCUAUUGCGCGAGCCUUUUGGUGAAGCAAUAACGCAAUAACCCUACUCGGUUUCGGACGAAAAAAGUUUCUGGGACGCACUUUUUUCCCCCUUUGGAAGGAUUUACACAAACACGCACGGAUACUAUCUAGUUGCCCGCUGUUGGCAUGCGAUCCUAUCUUUGGUGCACUGUGAUUUUGCCCUGUUGGAUUUGGGAAUAGUGGAUUUUUGGUUGCAUUCUUCACUGGAUUCGGCCCAUGCAUGAGUCCCGUUUAUAUGCGGAUUCUGAGCUUCACUAUUCUGCUCCUCUUCUCUCUCCUCAGCCCAGGUGAUUGGUGGGAAUUCCAGUGAGUGACAGACCGUCCAGCCUGAAGUUCAUGGUUGGGUGGAACUCCUCAGAUGGGAUCUGUGUCCAGGGGGAGGUCGAGGAGGGAGGGAUGGGGCAUUACGCCUGCUGCUGAUGGGAUGUCUGCUCUGGGGUGGCUUCUGGGUGUGUUUCUGCUUUUGACCCUGACAGCAGUGUCUGUGGCACGGCCAUCGUUAAGGAUCGCUGAGGAAGUGAAGACUACAUUUGAACCAGAAGAGCCUCCAACCAAAAUCCAAAACUCUAAGCCCACCCUGUGCUCGGUGCACCCGGGCGAACUGCUCAAGCUCAGCUGCACGCUGCCCGAGGCGGCCACCAUCGUCUGGACCAAAGACGGCUCCUCACUGGUCCCCAACAACCGCACGCUCAUAGAUCAGGAGUGGCUACAGAUUCGCGACGCCACCCCUAAGGACUCCGGCCUGUACGCGUGCAGUGCUGUGGGCUCGCAGGCCGGCGAUGUGCUUUGCUUCAUCGUAAACGUAACAGAUGCCAUCUCAUCCGGUGACGAUGAGGACGACACCGAGCGAUCAGACGAUGUCGGGGCAGACGGCGAACAAAUGCGGGCACCAUAUUGGACCUCGCCGGACAAGAUGGAGAAGAAGCUACACGCCGUACCAGCGGCCAACACUGUGAAGUUUCGGUGUGCAGCUGGAGGGAACCCCAAACCCAAGAUGUGCUGGUUGAAAAACGGGAAACUCUUCAGACAGGAGGAUCGUAUGGGUGGCUACAAGGUUCGACACCAGCACUGGACUCUAAUUAUGGAGAGCGUCGUUCCCUCUGAUAAAGGCAACUACACCUGCCUGGUUGAAAACGCUUAUGGCUCCAUCAACCACACCUACACCCUGGAUGUAGUGGAACGCUCUCCGCACCGGCCAAUUCUUCAGGCAGGCCUGCCGGCUAACAUCACCGUACACGUUGGAGAGGAUGCUAAGUUUGUCUGUAAAGUUUACAGUGACGCCCAGCCUCACAUCCAGUGGCUGCAACACAUUAUCAAGAACGGCAGCCGUUAUGGCCCCGAUGGACUCCCAUAUAUCCGCGUGUUGAAGACGGCAGGUGUGAACACUACGGACAAAGAGAUUGAGGUGCUCUACCUGCCUAAUGUAACUUUCGAGGAUGCGGGGGAGUAUACAUGCUUGGCGGGUAACUCUAUUGGGAUCUCCUAUCACACUGCUUGGUUGACGGUGCUUCCAGCCCAGACAGACACCAUCGAGCAAGACUACCCCCCGGACUACAUCGAGAUUGCAAUCUACUGCAUAGGCGUCUUUCUCAUCGCUUGUAUGGUGGUGAUCGUGGUAGUUUGCAGAAUGAGAACGUCGGCUAAGAAGCCUGAUUUUGGGAGUCAACCUGCGGUUCACAAGCUGACCAAACAGAUCCCACUGCGCCGCCAGGUAACAGUGUCUUCUGACUCCAGCUCCUCCAUGAGCUCCAGCACGCCACUGGUCAGGAUCACCACUCGCCGUAGCUCCGCCCAUGAUGACCCCAUCCCUGAGUAUGACCUUCCUGAAGACCCCCGCUGGGAGUUUUCCAGAGAAAAGUUAACUCUUGGUAAACCGCUGGGCGAGGGCUGCUUUGGUCAGGUGGUCAUGGCUGAAGCUCUGGGCAUUGACAAAGAUAAACCAAAAGAGGCCUUGACUGUAGCUGUCAAGAUGCUGAAAGAUGAUGCAACAGAGAAAGACCUUUCUGACCUGGUGUCAGAGAUGGAGAUGAUGAAGAUGAUUGGUCGGCACAAAAACAUCAUCAAUCUGUUGGGGGCAUGCACACAGGACGGUCCGUUAUAUGUAAUAGUGGAAUAUGCGUCUAAAGGUAACCUUCGAGAGUAUCUGAGGGCCCGGCGGCCCCCGGGAAUGGAAUACUCCUACGAUAUAGCCCGAGUAUCAGAUGAACCACUUACCUUCAAAGAUCUGGUCUCCUGCACUUACCAAGUAGCGCGUGGCAUGGAGUAUUUAGCCUCCCAAAAGUGUAUACACAGAGAUCUGGCCGCCAGGAAUGUUUUGGUCACGGAAAGCAACGUUAUGAAGAUUGCAGACUUCGGCCUGGCUAGAGAUGUGAACAACAUAGAUUACUAUAAAAAGACGACAAACGGUCGUCUUCCCGUGAAGUGGAUGGCUCCAGAGGCGCUGUUCGACAGAGUUUAUACGCACCAGAGCGAUGUCUGGUCGUUUGGGGUUCUCAUGUGGGAGAUCUUCACGCUCGGUGGUUCUCCGUAUCCAGGAAUACCAGUAGAGGAGCUCUUUAAACUACUAAAAGAGGGUCAUCGCAUGGACAAGCCAGCCAACUGCACCAACGAAUUGUAUAUGAUGAUGAAGGACUGCUGGCAUGCAAUCUCCUCUCACAGACCCACAUUCAAACAGCUGGUAGAGGACCUGGACCGCAUUCUCACUUUGGCAACCAAUGAGGAGUAUCUGGACCUGUGUGCCCCAGUAGAUCAGUAUUCGCCCAGCUUCCCUGAUACACGCAGCUCCUGCUCCUCCGGAGACGACUCAGUCUUCUCCCACGACCCUUUAGCGGACGAACCCUGUCUCCCCAAGUACCAGCACAUCAACGGAGGAAUAAAAACAUGAGCUGCCCUCCUCCCUCAUUAAUCUUCUCCAAACCCACCACAUCCAAGCUACACCUUCAGUUCUCAAAGAGUGAGAGACUUAACCCACAAUUCCCUUUACCUACCCAAAACCGUAUGCUGCCUCUAGAUUCCUCAAGAAGCUCCAGCUGAACUUUCGGAGCAUACCGAGGGAGGCCAUCAGUGCUGCUUUCCGAAUAACAAACUGAAGUGUGUCAAGUGCCGGUGCCUUUUUUGUGGAAACACACACUUAAACACACAAAAACACGUGAUAAAGCUCUUAAGAAGAGGACAGGACUGAAGUUUAGUCACUGAAUGACUAGCUAUUCCCAAGGGCCCACCUCUUGUUUAUUUUGAAGAUUUUUUUUUUUCCAUUUAUGUUGGAAUUCUGUUGCAUUCUUGCCACCAUUCUGAUCUGUUUCUUGGCAUUCCAUGAGUCUGUGUUCCCAAGAGAAAUGACAUGGAACAUGUGCAGAACUCUUAAGAGAAUGAAAACGACAAAAUGAGAAAGUAGGAAACAGUACAGUAAGGAAACGUUCAACUAACGCAAGACGAACUAGAAGAAAACAUAACACGGCCUCUGGUUGAUUUUUUUUUAUUUUAGCAUUUUGUUUUAUGCUCCGUUUUUACCUUGAUAACACAGUUAUCGUACAAAAACCCAUGCAGUUAUUCUUGGUAAAAAUAAUAAUAAUACAUGGUAUAUAGUGCUGGGUAUAUUUGUAAAUAUAUUCAAAUAUGUAAAAAUAUAUAUUAUAUAUUUACAAUGAAUUAUUUUUUGUAUGGACUUCCGAACAAUUCCUCUCUAUUCCCCCUUUUAGAUGUUUCUAUGACAUUCCCAGACAUACAUUUACACACAAACACACAUAUACAGUAUACAGCAGCACUCAAAAUUAACUAUUGUCUGGGAGUGUGGUGCAGGAGAUUGUGCAGAUGUUCUAUUCAUAUUGAGCCAUGGUGCUCAGGUGGGUGCCGCUGGUUCGAAUCCAGGCACAGGAAAUCUCCAGUUCUGAAGGACAAAGUUUAAUGUCGAGUCCUGCAACUCUCACUUGCUGACACAGUCAAGUAUUGGCUUUCAGGGAAAGAGAUAGCUUGUUAAUUUAUUGACUUAUGUUAAAAAAGAAAUCAAAAGAAUGAAAAGAUCAAAAUAAUAAAGAGAUAAUAAUAUUAAUGAUGACAGUAGAAACAAUAAUGAUUCAUAAUGUUUAUUUUGUAAUUUAAAAUGACAUUUCAAUGAGGCAAUGGUACAAAUAAUUAUUUGUAGCUGGUAUUGAAAGAUCUGAAUUUCGUACCUUUUUUUUAUAUAUAUAUAUGAAUGUGAAUGGUAAGUUGAAAUGCAAAAAUAACAUACAUUUUAUAGACAGCUAAUCCCUUUUCUAUAGUAGACAAUGUUGUUUUUAUCUGGCUAUUUUACUCGCACAGAAGUUUGCAUAUGAAUUUGACAAAUACUGGUGGAAAAAGGUUGCAGUAUUUUUUUGCAGUUAUACCCACAUCCACUCAAUCCAUUCAUUAGUUCAAAGUAUUAAGACUUUCCAAUGUUUAUUUUCUUCUGGACAAAUAAGAUGAGACUGUUCUCAUCAAGUGUUCCUGACAGAUUUGUAAAAUUAAAGAUAAAAAAUUAAAUGUGUGUUUUGUGUU
Molecule: messenger RNA, 4684 nt
Organism: Myxocyprinus asiaticus (Chinese sucker)
Lineage: Eukaryota; Metazoa; Chordata; Actinopteri; Cypriniformes; Catostomidae
Gene: fgfr2
Product: fibroblast growth factor receptor 2
Exons: 18
Coding region: 528-3053 (841 amino acids)
Biological process (GO): fibroblast growth factor receptor signaling pathway; multicellular organism development; positive regulation of kinase activity
Cellular component (GO): signaling receptor complex; membrane
Molecular function (GO): ATP binding; fibroblast growth factor binding; fibroblast growth factor receptor activity
Source: RefSeq, a predicted model, not a curated record